This is a messenger RNA of Cryptomeria japonica (Japanese cedar), 941 nucleotides long. Its product is annotated as protein PLANT CADMIUM RESISTANCE 7. Bases 148 to 633 code for a protein of 161 amino acids. Lineage: Eukaryota; Viridiplantae; Streptophyta; Pinopsida; Cupressales; Cupressaceae. The transcript has 4 exons. The record is from RefSeq and is a predicted model, not a curated record.
UAUAAACAAUUUAGAUUGGAUAGUUCCUGGUAAAUUCAUGAUAUGGGCAUAUAAAUCUGAUACAAUACAAUCAAUCUUACAGAAACCCAUUACAAGAAAUCCCAUACCCAUUUCUUAUUCAUAGCCUGUGAAAACUACUGUGAAAGGAUGUAUCAACAGCAGCAAUAUGCAUAUGGAGGAGGCCCAGGUUAUGCUUCUGCACCUCCGGCCAUGCAGGCACCAUAUCCUCAGUAUCCCUACCAAUCUUCCAGAUGGUCCACAGGCCUCUGUGACUGCGGCCAUGACUGUUCUAACUGCCUCCUGACAUGUUGCUGCCCCUGCGUUACUUUUGGAAGAGUGGCAGAAGUUAUAGACCAAGGCCGAACAACCUGCUGCACUCAUGGGAUUGUAUACACUUUAUUGUGGGCUGUGGGAGUUGGAUGUUUGUAUUCAUGCCAAUAUCGGAAAAAACUUCGAGCACAGUACAAUCUGCCUGAAGAGCCAUGCGGUGACUGUUGUGUGCAUUCGUGCUGUGAAUGCUUCGCUGUGUCUCAAGAAUACAGAGAACUUAAGCAGAGAGGACUCAAUCCCUCCGCAGGUUGGGUAAAUCCUGCAAUGACUCCUCCACCACCCUUUCAAGGCAUGUACAAGUGAAGCAUUCUUUGUUGAAUUGACGAAGGAAAGAAGUGAUUCUGUUAUGUGGCCAUAUCUGAAAUUAUCUGUGUCUCUAGUACAACAUAUGUAGUAUUUUUGGGUUAUUUUCUUCUGUAAAUUUGUUCGUUUGGGGAUGGACUUUGUUGAGCUCUGCAUGUCCAUCAUCGCUGCAGGGACAAUGUAAUAAUUAGUUGCUUUCACAUUUGAUGGGUGAUUUAAAAUUUAUUUAUUAUUUUACAUUUUCGUGGUGUUACGUAAGAGGUUUGAAUCUUUGAAUUGACCAAAGUUUGUUGAAAUGAUUUCAGAAA